AUGUCUUAUUAAUUUGGAGGAAGUUAAUUGCAAUAAUAAAAUGUACCUAAUGCCAAAUAUAAAACCAUGCUAUGUCGUCAUUAUUAAGGUAAUAUUUUAAAAUUAUUAAGCUACUAAAUAAUGUGCUAUUGGAACCAAAUGCCAAUUUGCACAUGGAAGUUAAGAAUAAAGAUAAAUUAAUGGUAUUAGAUAAUUAUAUCUUUAUUAGAUCCUUUACCUGCUUCUGCUUUAUCAGUUAUGGCUUCUGUUAUUGAAUAACCAAUAAAUAAACCUUAAUCUCAAACAUUUUAGAGUAUUACUUAAAUUAAUAAUAUUAAGUUCCUUGCAAAUACCACGCUUAAAACUAUUGUAAAAAUGGCUAAAAUUGUCAAUAUAUCCAUGGUAUUAAAUUUGAUAUUUUAGACUCUGAUUCAAAUUCAUAAUAGCCAAUUCAAUUUAUACAAUAACCUUUGAUCUCUCCUCCUCCUUAAGUGAAGUAAGAAGAUGCAAUGCAAUCAGUUUUCUCGUAUAUUUUAUUUGAGAUGCAAUAAAUAUUUUCUUAAGAUGUGAGAUAUACAAAUAAAAUAUAGGAUAUAAUAUAAAAAUUAAAAAUAGCCUAGGAAUAGGCAAGGGUUGGUAAUCUUAUCACUGUGGCCGAAUGUAUUAAAAAUAUCAUUCAUGCUCCAGAACGUACUUAAGAAGAAAUACUUAAAUAUACAAAUCUCUAUAACUAGGCAGUAACGUAUUUUAAUCAGAUCUCAUAAGUGAAUUGA
Molecule: messenger RNA, 752 nt
Organism: Paramecium sonneborni
Lineage: Eukaryota; Ciliophora; Oligohymenophorea; Peniculida; Parameciidae
Source: the annotation of a GenBank genome assembly